UAAAAAGAUAGCAAGAUGGCAAAGUCACUUGAAAAGAGGAAGCCAGGGGCCUCUCUGCAUGAAUACGGGGAGAAUCAUAUUAAUUUCUAUAAUUAUGCAGGAAUAAGACCGGAUGUAACCCCUCCUACUCUUGCGCAUGGCAAUAAUAGUUCAUACUUGACAACAGCCAAAGAUGGGUUAUAUAAAACAAAAUAAGGGCAAGAAGAAAGAUAUUAGUAAAAUUAUUGAAGGACCUCAGAACAUCUACCUCGGAAAUCCCUCACCUUCCCAGCCAAGGUUCAGAGGGUUUGUCAAGAAGAAUAUGAAGCUUAGCCAUCCGAAGGUCAAGGCUAAGCAGGUAAACUCAAUGAGCAGGAAGUCUUCCUCAGUUAGAAACAAUAGAGGAAAGAAAUAUACGAAUAAUGACAACGAUCAAGCAACCAAAAAGUAUUUCAGCAACAUUAGAAAAGUUGGAGUGCUUACCUCGAAUUAUGUGACUAGUGGUAAUAAUUAUGCAUAUCCUGGACCUAACACUAACAAUACAGGUCCUUAUUAUCCCAAAAAUGCCAGAAUAAAUCCUAGGUCAAGGACUAACAGUAGAAAGAGGGGUACUAUUGCACCCAAGCUUAAGGACAGCAGGAACAAUCCUCAGUCAACUGGCCCUCCUGCUGUUAGACAAAAUAGGAAUAGUAUAAAGAAAACAACUCCUAACUAUGGUAUCAGCCAAGGAAGACCAAAGCCAGGGAAUAACCGUUCGAACCUGAAGGAAAGAAUAAAGACAAUAGAAUAUGCUGAUUCAAAUUUCAAAAACUUGGUUGGAAGAAGCAACACUGUUCAGAGAAGGAGAAAACUCCAGGCACAGAACAAUCUCAGUGCCCAAGAUAACUAUGCAAAGCCAUAUAGUAAUAUCGGGCCUUCAAUGAACACCAGAAGUAAUAUUACAAUUGAUCGAACAGCUUCAUUAGGAAACAAGAAAAAUAUAUCAGGUGCAAGUAAUCAUUCGACAAUAGCUAAUUAUACCAACACUAAGAAUUCUAAGAAGGCAUUUUUGACCAAUAAUGAGUAUGAAGAUGAGAGCUUAAUCACUGCUAACUCUUAUAACUAUGGCAAGAAUCCAAACCACAGUGCUAUAAUUGGAGUCAAGAACAACAUUGACCCAAGUCUGACAUCAAAUAAUUUCAAAAGCAAUAAGAACAGCAAAGAGAUCAACCAGAAACCUAAGUUUAGCAAGGUAGUGAGAAAGGAAUUUAGAUCAAAGUCUAACAAAAGAGUUAACAGAGGAAUCUUCGAAAGAGUCUACAUGCAGUCCCCUCAUAAAUUAUUUAAAAAUGGUCAUUCUCAUAUUAAGCUAAGAAGGAAUAUCAGCAAUAAUGAUAGCCAAGGGUCUCUUCUUGGCAAAAAGUUUAACAGGAGAGAUAAUACAGUGUCCCCUACAAUGCCAAGAGUCAAUGGGGUACCUGUUAAUCCAGAUCGGAAUCAUACAACCAUUAAGGAAAGGCCACCCCAGAAAUUCAAUAAUUCUAUGAAGCAUGAAGUCUCCUCAAUAAACACAAGUAAAGAUCAAUCCAGGUUGAACUUCCCAAUUGCAAAGCAUGCGUCAGAGCACGAACUUGAGACACAUGUUGCGAAGGACUACAGUAUCCACCAAUCCUCAGCGAUAGUAGAAAACUGUUCCUCAGUAACCACAAUUAAACGAUCAAAAGUACAUGAAAAUAUGAAGCAGAAGGGAUCAAAAAGAGCUAAAGUAGCCCAGCCUAAAAAGAAAGUUAAGACAAAUGUCGCAGAUUCAUUCUAUUCUACUCAGAAGCAUAUGAAGAAGAACACUGACAACAACAUCAGCUUCUUCGAGUCUAGAGGAAGAGAUAGCAAGUAUAAGAAGGAAGCAUUGCUAAAGUACAAAAAGAAGUCUAAAGAGGAGAUCAAAAGGUCAAACCACUUCAAAGAGAAAGGAGCCAAUAGCUUCACUAAGGAAGCUAGCAAUAUCUUCAACCGGAAAGCUACCCUAGAGAAGCUCAAGGAUGGAUCAAGUGUUGGCAAGUCUUCUCAGGAGAACCCUAAAGGAGCCCGUCAGCUUAAGAAAAAGAACAAGAUGAGUGAGGAUACUUACAUUGAGUCUAAAUCUAGUCUUGCUAAUGUUAUUAAAAAGAAAAGAACAUCCCUCAUAACUAAGAAAUGGAGGAAAGAAGUCAAGAAACAAAUUCAAAAUGAAAAUCUGUUCAAACGGUCAAAGGAGAAAAAGCUAGACUUUUCAAUAAAUGAAUCCCCUCUACAAAGUAAGAAAGAGAUGAAGGGCUCCCAGAAGUUAAGACAUAGCGUCAACCAGUUGAGAAACGAGAUAAUUCAGGAUGACUCUGAAGACGAGGAAUAUACCAUUUCUCGGAAAGAAUCGGAUAAUAGCUCGAUCUUGCACAAAGGAGAUUUUAAACUAGAUGGAAACGGCUCUGAUGGAAACAGCUCUGAUUCAAACCCUCUUCAGAAAAUCAUUGAACAAAGAAUGCUAGAGUCAAGCACAGACUCUGAAGAGAGUGAGGAAGAACUCGAUGAUGACUAUGACAUCGGCAUUGAUGACAUCGACAUUGGCCAAGAAGAAACUAAUGAAAUCUAUACUGCUACAGAGGAUGAAGAGUCCAACAUCCUCAGCGAGUCGCUUAAUACUAGGAUCGAUGAUUCUGCAAAUUAUCAUAAAAAGAAGUUGAAAGAAGCUCUCAGUAAAGGAAAGGAGAUUUCUCCUUUCGAAGACCUAAUUGAAAAAGGUCUCAAGAAUUACAUGAAUACUGGCUUUAGGAAAGAGGUCAAACUCAAAGAGGGAAUAAAACCAAAGGGGAAAUUGACAAAACAGAAUCUCAAAAGUUAUGAUAACAGAAAGAAAAGACCGGAAUCUAAGAAAAAGACAAGAGAAUCACUAGGUCUCUCACAAGGAUUUGACAGCAGUCCAAUCGAGAAAAACUCCCACAGGAAGGAAAAACGAGGAGAAAAGGGACUGGAAGAAGUUCGCAGGGAUCAAAUAGAUCUUCAGGUUAAGAACCCAUUUUCUUAA
Molecule: messenger RNA, 3016 nt
Organism: Moneuplotes crassus
Lineage: Eukaryota; Ciliophora; Spirotrichea; Euplotida; Euplotidae
Source: the annotation of a GenBank genome assembly